Molecule: messenger RNA, 3747 nt
Organism: Geodia barretti
Lineage: Eukaryota; Metazoa; Porifera; Demospongiae; Tetractinellida; Geodiidae
Source: the annotation of a GenBank genome assembly
UAACCUCCAAUUAGUGCGCACCAUAUGUAGACGUGCUGCUUUUUCUGAAGAGGCACCCACUGUGGUGCUAUGGCCAGUGCUGACGACCAGAACAACAAUCAACCUCCACCGCCAGCGGCCGGUCGCGGUCAGCAGGUCCGUCACGUGAUCCGCAUCCCUCUUCCUCGUGGAAUCCAGCCUGGACAGAGGUUUACUAUCAGAUAUACUCAACCUGUCCCUGGCCAAGGUGGACAGCGGCCACAUAUAAGACUAAUUCAGGUGCCUAUGCGACCCCAACAACCUGGGGGAAGAGAAGGAGGAGGAGGGGAUGUGUUGCGUGUUCUCAGAGAGCAGGAAGAGGCAGCUCGCCGGGCGGCUGAAGAGGACCAUCGCAGGAGGCAUCAGCUGCGUACAUCCCUAAACACCAUUCAACCACCUCUGGUGGAGUAUAACGAAGACGAGGGCGUGGUUCGGGUGUCAUGGCAACCGGUGGAGGUUGCCGGGGGCGACAGUGUUGAGUACGUCGUCAAGAGCUGGAAGGAUGGAGCGGGGGACCCUGUCAUCAUCUACCAGGGUCAACUGACAAGUUGUGUGGUCGAUACCAUGGAAACACUGUGUCGAGGCCACACCCACCAAGUUGCCGUGAGCGCCUGUGCCUCUGGAGAGACUGGGGAGCCUUCUCAAAGUUGCAGGAGUUGAGGUGACGGUACCAGCACUUGUCCCCGAGCAACCUCCACCUCCAAAGAUAGUCAGUCGGACCAAGAAUACUCUCGGGUUGCGUUGGAACGCACCAGCUGCCAACGGAUCACCCAUCACCCAGUACUCCCUGGAGUGGGACCAAUCCACUGGGGAUUAUAAGGAGGUGUACUGUGGGAAGAAGAAAGAUUUGAAGUUUUCGCAGAAACUUCCGCCGGGCAGCCAGAAUCUUUUUCGAGUGCGAGCGAGAAACGCCGUCGGUUGGAGCGAGUUCAGCGAAGAUACCAUCCACAGCGUGGGGCAAGCUCCGCCUCCUGCCCCACCCCCUCCCUCCCUUUCGACGCGCUCCUCUCACUCACUCAGUCUCCACUGGACCACACCCCCUGGUCCGGGGCGUGUCACUUCUUAUUGCCUAGAGAUGGACGACCCGGAUUCUGGCUAUGGGUUCUGUCCCGUGUACCAAGGUGACGGACUCUCCUGCACUUGUCGCGACCUCCAGAGAGUCACGGUCUACAACUUCCGUCUGUCAGCUCUGAACGAGGCUGGGUCUAGUCCGCCUCGCCUCCCGUCACCUUCACCACGCUCCCAGAGGCACCAGGUUGCCCUGGUAACAUCUGCCUCGGGAGCCGUCCCAGUUCCACGUCACUCAAUCUGGAAUGGAGCCCACCUGCUAACGAUGGGGGUAGCCCCGUAGAAUUGUACAUCCUUCAAGUUGACGACGGAGAUGGUGGAGAAUUGAUGGACAUUUACAAGGGGUCAGAGGUCAACUUUCAGCUAGACUCUCUUUCUCCUGGGAGGAGCUACAGGUGUCGAGUUUGUGCCGUUUCGUCUGGGGGUCAAAGUUCGUGGUCUAACGAGGCAGCGUUCAAGACUCCACCCACUCUGCCACACCCACCAAUCAACAUGAGGGUGCUGGGGAAGGUGACAGUAAGCAGUGCAGUAAUCUCGUGGGGUAGACCUUGCAGUGAUGGAGGAUCAGCGAUCACCAGUUACAGCGUCCAACUUUGCGAGUCCCGUGGAGAUUGGGAAACCAUGGCAACGGUUGCCGAGCAACUCUCCUUCUCUGCCCCGCCCUCCCGGCCGUCCUCCCUCUCUCACACCCUCACACACCUCACACCGGGCACCCUGUACACGGUUCGAGUCAACUGCAGGAGUGCUGUCAGGACAAGUGACUGGAGUGAGGUUACCAGUUUCAGCACAGCUCCAGGCCCGCCUGCACCCCCCGACCUCCUCUCCCUCUCCUCUUCUCUCUCGGCUCACUCGGCUAAACUUAAUUGGAAGGAAAGUGUGGAGUAUGGAAGUGGGGUGUCGGGGUACGAGGUGGAGUGGGGUCCAGUGGGCGGGGCCAGGCACGUGAUGCCCCUCCCACAAUCUCCCUGCGAGGUGUCUCUGACUCAUCUCUCGCCUAACACUCCUCACACUGCCAGAGUCAAGGCAUUGAGUGAGGCUGGUCACAGUGAAUGGUCCACUUCAUUCUCCUUCACCACUUCACCCUCCACACCCUCCCCACCCUCACACCUACACCUGGUUUCGGCCACGCCUGAUUCAAUUCUCGUUGCCUGGAGUGUCCCCCCUUCACCAGGAUCACCACUCUCACACUAUCACGUGCAUCUGCUCCCAGCCCCGCCCACCCCAGACUCCUCCCACCUCGUUAUCCCGCCCUCCGAGACACAAGUCACUCUUCAGAACCUCGAUCCAAGCACUCAGUAUACGGUCAGGGUGCAAGCAGAAAACGGAGUUGGUGUGGGUCAGUUGUCGGCUCCACUGUUGGCAACCACUCUCCCUCCUCCUCCCCUCCCUCCCUCCCUCUCUCUCGUCUCCUGUACCCACACCUCGCUGAGAGUGGCCUGGGGAAAAAAGGCCAGCAAGAGCAUCAGCUACACCCUCCAGAUUGCCUCUGACUCUGGCAGGUUCCAUACCACGUACACUGGAACCGGAGUGGGACACAAGCUCCAGAGGCUCACUCCCUCGACUCGCUACACUCUCCGAAUUGCCGCCUCCUCCGAGAGCGGACAGGGGGCGUGGUCUGACCUCUUGACCUGCGAGACACUCCCCGUGGGUCCGAGUCCUCCACUGGAUCUGGUGAUGCGACAGGAAGGUGAUGUCAUAAUGAUGUCAUGGGAGGAAGUGGGUCACAGUCUUUCAGUGACCUAUGAACUCCAGUUGAAAAUUGGUAGACAAGAUUUCACUCAGGUCUACCGAAGCUCCGCCCCCUCAUAUGCCCACACCAUCACAAACCACACCCACCACCAAGCAAGGGUGAGGGCGUGUGCCAGUUGCCAUGCCAACGACAGGAAAGAGCAGCUGUUUUCUGGUUUCUCAUCUGUCACUAGCUGCGACUGCUCUGCCCCGCCCCCCUCUGAUGACCACACCCCUUCCACCUCUCUCAAUGACACCACUAAUACCGUGGAAACGACAGGGGCUCCCCAAGAAACCAAGUGGACGUGGUCUGAACACUGGCUGAAACUUUUCUUUGUGGUUCUGUCAGUUUUUGUCGUCGUCAUAGGGAUAUUGCUAGGAAAACUAUUUGUUUCGUCACAGAAGUAAUUUUUGUAUAAUAUAAUAUACAGUUCUGUAAAUAAAAUAAAUCUCUGAUGAGAGUCAUGUGAUGAGAUCAUGAGAGUCAUGUGACCCAAAGCUGCCUUCUGCACUUGGCCGGAUACGUUAGAUGAACUCUAUUCCUUCCAAUUUGACAUCUGCUAUUUUCUGCUCGGCCAUUAAAGUCUUUCCCGAGAGGUCAAAGGCCGUGAUGUAUGUAGCGAUGGUUCCGCGGUUCUCCUCAGACUUGAGUGCCACUAUGACCGAGUCCCUGGAGCCAGGGAGAAACUUGAACGAAGAGAACCCGUGGACGUUGUUGAGAGGCUGUGGGGAGAGGUCGGGGAGGAACCAAUGGAAGAAUUAGGUGGGAAUUUUGACAGAGAGAGGGAAAAGAGGGGGGAGAGGAUGAAAUCAUACAGUGAUAGAAAACAAGGAAGUAGAAAGUGAAAAGGAAAGACAAAGAGCAUGACACAAUAAUGGUGAAGGUUAUAAAGUAAGGAGAGGGAGAUGAAUAUUAAAGUAGAAGUGAGCCAG